AUGGCUUCCGAAUCCGCUAUCAACGGCACUUUCAGCUCGCAGAACGGUUAUGGAUCGAUAGAGCAGGCCGGCUACACCGCCGCCAGUUACCCUUCCUCCAACCCCUCCGCGCCUUCCCAAUCAAACAACUCCGCUGCCGAUAUUCCCAAGGAUGAGGUUGGUUGGUACUUCGUCGAGCAGUACUACACCACCCUUAGCCGCAGCCCCGAAAAGGUCUACCUCUUCUACAACAAGCGCUCACAAUUCGUAUCAGGCAACGAGACCGAGAAGGUCGAGGUAUGCGUGGGACAACGGGCCAUCAAUGAGCGCAUCAAGGAGCUUGAUUUCUCCGAAUGCAAGGUCCGCGUUACCAAUGUCGAUUCCCAGGCCUCGGACGAUCACAUCGUCAUCCAGGUCAUCGGCGAGAUCUCGAACAAGUCUGCUCCUCACAAGAAGUUCACCCAGACAUUCGUUCUCGCUGCCCAGACCAACGGCUACUUUGUCUUGAACGACAUCUUCCGUUACAUCAUUGAAGAGGAGGAUGAGGCCGAGGCCACUGGAGAGUCCGCUGCUGUCCAGGAGCCUGCCCCCGCCGCUGCUCAAGAGCCCGAGCACGAGACUUUGACAAGCUCAGAGGACCCCGCCGCCAUUGAGAAGGAUGCCGCCAAGAUUGACAAGGUUAUUGAAGAGAAGAUCAUCGCCGAGAAGCCUGAGGAGGAGGAGACUGCUGCUCCUGCUGCUGUCAACGGCUCGACCAAGGCUGAGCCCGCCGAGGUCGCUGAGGCUGAGGAGGCUCCUGCCGCUGCUGUCCAGGAGGCCGCUGAGACUCCUGAGGCCGCCCCCGAGGCCGUCCCUGAGGUUCCAGCUGCACAGGAAGAGCUGCCCGUCGAGAAGCCCAAGGACCCUGAACCCACUCCCGCCGUUCGUUCCCCCGUCAAGCAGGCCGCUCAGCCCGCAAAGGCUGCUGCGCCUUCCAAGCCUGCUGCUCCCGCUGCACCUGCCGCUCCCAAGACCUGGGCUAACCUCGCCGCUGCCGCUCACCGCGUCGCUACUCCCGUUGUUACUCCCCAGCCUUCGACUGCCGCCCCUGCUCAGCCCAAGGCCGCUCCUCAACCCGAGUCCACUACCAAGCCUGCACCUGCAGCACCUGUUCAGGACGCUCCUGCCGCUGCUCCUGCCCGUGAAUCGUCUCCCGCCGCCCCUUCCGCCGACCAACAAGAGGAGUGGACCAGCGUUGGUGACAAGAGACAGCAGAACAAGGGCCAGGCCGCUGCCGGUGCUCAAGAGACACCUCAAAACCGCGCCUACGUCAAGAACGUUCACGAAAGCAUUGCUCUUCCCACCUUGAGAGAGGCAUUGGAGAAGUAUGGUGAGCUCACAUACUUCGACGCCAACCGACCUAAGAACUGCGCUUUCGUUGACUUCAAGACAAUUGACGGCUACAAGGCUGCUCUCAAGGCCAGUCCCCUCUCGAUCGGCGAGCACGCCAUUACCAUCGAGGAGCGCCGUCCCAAGUCCAACGCACCUUUCUUCCCUGGCGGCCGUGGUGGUGCCAGAGGCGGCCGUGGCGGUGCCAAUCAGGCUCCUCGUGGCUCCUUCCAAGGUGGCCGUGGCGGCGGUUCCCAGAGAGGACGUGGUGGUAACGCCUCUCGUGGCCGUGGCGGCGCCCAGGCUGCCUAA
Molecule: messenger RNA, 1659 nt
Organism: Aureobasidium subglaciale EXF-2481
Lineage: Eukaryota; Fungi; Ascomycota; Dothideomycetes; Dothideales; Saccotheciaceae
Exons: 4
Coding region: 1-1659 (552 amino acids)
Biological process (GO): ribophagy; protein deubiquitination
Cellular component (GO): cytosol; Ubp3-Bre5 deubiquitination complex; ribonucleoprotein complex
Molecular function (GO): mRNA binding
Source: RefSeq, a predicted model, not a curated record